AUGGCUAUUACCAAGAUCCACGCUCGUUCUGUGUACGACUCUCGAGGCAACCCCACCGUCGAGGUGGACGUUGUCACCGAGACCGGUCUGCACCGUGCCAUCGUUCCUUCGGGUGCCUCGACUGGCCAGCACGAGGCUCACGAGCUGCGUGAUGGAGACAAGUCCAAGUGGGGUGGAAAGGGUGUCCUGAAGGCCGUUCAGAACGUCAACGAGAUCAUUGGACCGGCCAUCAUCAAGGAGAACAUUGACGUCAAGGACCAGAGCAAGGUCGAUGAAUUCCUCAUCAAGCUGGAUGGAACGGCCAACAAGACCAACCUGGGUGCCAAUGCCAUCCUCGGUGUCAGCUUGGCUAUCGCCAAGGCUGGUGCGGCCGAGAAGGGCGUUCCCCUCUAUGCCCACGUCUCCGAUCUUGCCGGAACCAAGAAGCCCUAUGUCCUGCCUGUUCCCUUCCAGAACGUGCUCAACGGUGGUUCCCACGCUGGUGGCCGCCUCGCUUUCCAGGAGUUCAUGAUCGUCCCUGACACCGCUCCCACUUUCUCUGAGGGUCUCCGUCAGGGUGCUGAGGUCUACCAGAAGCUUAAGGCCCUUGCCAAGAAGAAGUACGGCCAGUCGGCUGGUAACGUCGGUGAUGAGGGUGGUGUUGCCCCCGACAUUCAGACUCCUGAGGAGGCCCUGGACUUGAUCACCGAGGCCAUCGACCAGGCUGGCUACACUGGCAAGAUUCACAUUGCCCUGGACGUUGCCUCUAGCGAGUUCUACAAGCCCGACGUCAAGAAAUACGACCUUGACUUCAAGAACCCUGACAGUGACCCCUCCAAGUGGCUCACUUACGAGCAGCUAGCCGAUCUGUACAAGAACCUUGCCAGCAAGUACCCUAUCGUCAGCAUUGAGGACCCGUUCGCUGAGGAUGACUGGGAGGCCUGGAGCUACUUCUUCAAGACCUCUAACUUCCAGAUUGUCGGUGACGACUUGACCGUGACCAACCCCCAGCGCAUCAAGAAGGCUGUCGAGCUCAAGUCUUGCAACGCUCUGCUCCUGAAGGUCAACCAGAUCGGUACCCUGACCGAGGCCAUCCAGGCGGCUAAGGACUCGUACGCCGCCAACUGGGGUGUCAUGGUCUCUCACCGUUCUGGAGAGACCGAGGACGUCACGAUUGCCGACAUUGCGGUUGGUCUGCGAUCCGGACAGAUUAAGACCGGUGCUCCUGCUCGCUCUGAGCGUCUGGCCAAGCUCAACCAGAUCCUCCGUAUCGAAGAGGAGCUGGGCGACAAGGCUGUCUAUGCGGGCAGCAACUUCCGCAACGCUGUGAACCUGUGA
Messenger RNA from Rasamsonia emersonii CBS 393.64, 1317 nucleotides. Its product is annotated as Phosphopyruvate hydratase. The transcript is spliced from 5 exons. Gene Ontology annotation, biological process: glycolytic process. Gene Ontology annotation, molecular function: magnesium ion binding; phosphopyruvate hydratase activity. Lineage: Eukaryota; Fungi; Ascomycota; Eurotiomycetes; Eurotiales; Trichocomaceae. The record is from RefSeq and is a predicted model, not a curated record. Gene Ontology annotation, cellular component: phosphopyruvate hydratase complex. Bases 1 to 1317 code for a protein of 438 amino acids.